GGAUUUAGCAGGGGACGAGGACGUGGUUCUGAGGUCAGAGGGCAUACAGUUGGUCAAACGAGUAGAGCUGACAUACAGCCACGAGCAUUUGCUAUGACAAGAACAGAGGCGAAUGCAUCUCCAGAAGUGGUUACCGAGCCAAAGCAACAACAGAAGCCUCGGUCGAACCAGUGAAGUCAGCCGGAUGGCUGAAAGGUGUGCGGCGGAAGUGAACUCUCCCCAUGUUUUCACUUUGAAGUCGAACUAAAUGUUUUAACGCUUUUAAGUUUGUGUACCCACUGAAUGUUAAACUACUAUGUUGGGUUUGUACUUUGUUUUAAACUCAAACUUUGCACCAUUCGGUGUUAUGCUUUUGGGG
This is a messenger RNA of Linum tenue, 358 nucleotides long. Lineage: Eukaryota; Viridiplantae; Streptophyta; Magnoliopsida; Malpighiales; Linaceae. The record is from the annotation of a GenBank genome assembly.